This is a messenger RNA of Ostertagia ostertagi, 351 nucleotides long. The record is from the annotation of a GenBank genome assembly. Lineage: Eukaryota; Metazoa; Nematoda; Chromadorea; Rhabditida; Trichostrongylidae.
AUGAACUUCACUUCUCGGAGGAAGAUCAGCGCCAAACGACGUGAGUCGCGACGGUGGCGGGAUCCUCUGGAAAAGGCGCUUCGACCAGAAAACAUACUACUCAAGGAAACUAACACAAGCGAAGCGAAGACGGCUGACUCGGAUGUUUUCAGGCCUUGUUAUACUGGAAGGGCCAUCGAACAGUGUGGAAUUGAGAAUGAAAUUGCUACCUUUUUGAAGAAGAAAUUUGACGAGAAGCAUGGAGGUCCAUGGCAAUGUAUCGUCGGCAGAAACUUCGGUAUGCAUUUGGAAUGCGUAGAAUUCAUCCACAUGUACAUAAGUAAGAUCUCCAUUUUAUUAUUUCGAUGCUAA